GAAGGCAAAACCCGAGUUGCUGAAGUCCUAUACUUCACGCAAUUACCUGUUGAAGCUGGUAUUGACGACAAUGACAACCAAAUUUGGGUCUGGAAGGACGUUGCUGUCAUCUCGAUGUUCUCACUCCCUGACAACGACCUCCUUGAAUUAUCAUGCCAUACCGUCAGCUCAUGUCGACUUGAAGAUGAUGACGUUUGUGUCAUUGAUAUCAAGUCUAUUCUUGGUGUGGUUGGUAUGGUCCCACAUAAACCAACUCUUCCGUCUGGUGUUACUGAGGAUCGUUAUUUCAUGGUAGAAAAGCCCGGCCUUGAUAUUGCGAUGUUC
This is a messenger RNA of Suillus paluster, 324 nucleotides long. RefSeq lists its product as uncharacterized. The transcript has a single exon. Lineage: Eukaryota; Fungi; Basidiomycota; Agaricomycetes; Boletales; Suillaceae. The annotation marks the transcript as partial. The record is from RefSeq and is a predicted model, not a curated record.